AUGGCUCCCUCUCGCCGCCACGAUAGCGAGUCAGAAGAAGAUCGACGGACCAGAAAUCACCGAGCAGACGAUGUUGAUCGUAACCGUAGGGGGAGGAGAUCACCGAUUACUUCAUCUAGCUUUUCGAAGAGAGAAGACGGCAGGCGCACAGAAAAUGGCCGCCAAAGCUCUGAGGAAUCUGAUUCGGAUGAUGGGCAUAAGCGUGUCAGUUAUAGGCAGAAACAUGGAAGGCGUGACAGCAGUCGGAGAUCUAGAAGUCCUCGCAGGCAGCGGCGACGAAAUGAACGGAGUUCUGGAAGCCCUCGCAAGCGGCGGCACAGUGGCCGAUAUAGUUCUGAUGGAUAUUCUGAUUCUGAUGGAAACCGAAAAGAUAGGAAAUCCAAAGAAGAACAUGAUAGUAGGCACCGUGAAAAGGACAGUAGCAGGAGAUCUGAAAGGUCCCGCACACACCAGGAUUACAAGCACAGGAGCCCAGACGGGGAUUCUGAUUCGAUAGGUCGGCUUGAGGAGAGAUCCAAGGAUGAAAGGAGUCGCUACAAUGACCAUAGAUCGGAAAAUCCCCUUGGCUAG
Messenger RNA from Phalaenopsis equestris, 570 nucleotides. Its product is annotated as serine/arginine-rich splicing factor 11-like. The record is from RefSeq and is a predicted model, not a curated record. Lineage: Eukaryota; Viridiplantae; Streptophyta; Magnoliopsida; Asparagales; Orchidaceae. Bases 1 to 570 code for a protein of 189 amino acids. The transcript has a single exon.